GAAAGCAGGGAAUUUGUAAAAAAUAUCGAUCGAUCGGGCAGUAAGGAAUAUCAAGUUUAUACAACUGUUAUAUCCACAAAGUGGUUUCCACCAACGAAUGACCAGUUGUUAUCUUUUUGCCUGUCUGAGUUGCGACGAACGGCGGAACGAAACACAAAAAGGGGAAAAGUUAAUGGUAGAAAUCAGAGAAAGUUAACCUUCCUCGGUUGUAUGCCACCUCUUACGCGACAUUGCAACUUUACUACACGCGAGACGUGACAAGAAUAAACAAGUGGUAUGCUUGAUCGCUGCACAUCUGAGUAGCUACAUACGUGCUGCAGUGCACAAGACGCCCAGUGCACCGUCUAGUUUUGUACUUUAAAACUAAAACUGUACCUCGGAGCUAAACUUCAAGCUACCUCAAGGUACCUCAAAGCUACUCAAAACCAAACUUGUACCUCAAAGCUAAACUUCAAGCUACCUCAAGGUACCUCAAAGCUACUCAAAACCAAACUUGUACCUCAAAGCUACUCAAAACCAAACUUGUACCUCAAAGCUAAAAUGCAAAUAUCUUCAGACACAAAGCUAAAUCAGUUAUUCUACAAAACUCUCUACACUUUCAGAUCUUUCUACCCUGCAAGAUCUCAAGAAAAUUACUUCAUCAGACUUCCGAGAGUAGAUCCAUCGACGGAGCGAUAAGGCACAAUCAUCGACCAGCGUCAAAAGCUAAACAACCGGUACAGUUUCCGUUCCCGAUAAUCGAUGGGCCAAACGCGCCAGAUUUCGUGGAACUCCCGGUCCGAAAAGCUAAGCGCCAGAGACGUUCCCACGAAAAUCGCCCCUUUCGAACGCCGCUCCCCCUUCGAGUCCCCCGAUCUCUCUCCGUCCCUCCUCCUCCCCUGGUCCGGAGCGUGUGUGGGGCUCACGGGGAGACGUUCGCCAUUCACCUUGGCUCGAGGAGCGCAGAGAAGUUACCCCCACUCCGUCCUGCCGCGCACCUAGUCCCCCCCCACCAUCGGGAUACGGGGCACGCGGUCGUGUGUCGUCCCCGGGUACUCCCGCACACGACAUACGUCGGCCGCCACGCGACCAGUGCACACGCAUGCGAGUGCAUCUCGCAGCGAGCGACACGCCAGCAGCCGCGUGCAACCGACGGACACUGUCUCCGCGAGGACCUUGCGACCGAUUCCUCGCCGCUUCUUCGGACGUGCGCGCACGCGACCGCGACCGUCGCCAGGAAGCCGCGGCACGUGAGCCCCGAUAAACUUCCUACGAGUAACAAGUGUCCAGGAGAUUGCUCCUUUCGACGAUUAUCAACACAACGCCUGACCAGAGUUUAUCGAAUUUUGUCUUCGAGUGACAAUUCAGUGAAGUUAGUUUCGAGUUUCGGUUGUCAACGCUAUGAUAGAUCCACGAGACUCUGUUAACAGUAUGGGACCUAUCUUGACCAGGUAGCCACUCGGUGUCAGUUGUCCUCAGCUCCGACUGUUCGUCACCGUGAAUAAUCAUCGUUGAUAAUCGAAGAGCAACAUGUGGAGAGUAGUGGUUGCGCGUUCCGACGAGAACAGCACGUUGCUGUCGUCGGAGAUCGCCACGGGGCCCGUCGGUCCCAGCCACAUUUCCGGGCUGCCUGGACCACCUUCCGGCCACCACUGGGGCUACCCACCCCCGCCCCAUCCCUCUUAUCAGCCUCAGCAUCCCGACAUGCGCCACCAUCACGACAUGCGACCGCCUCACGACCUCAGGCACCCCACGGGCCCGGAACUCAGGCCCCAGGAGCUCAGGCACGAGAUGCACAGGCCCGAUCUCAGGCACCCGGAGAUGCAGAGGCACCAGGAGCUGCACAGGCCCGAGAUGGCCAGGCACCAGGACAUCAGACACCAGGAGAUGAUGAGGCCCGACAUGGCCCCGGAGAUGAGGCCCAGUCACGAGUUUCCUGAACUGAAGAUAGAUGUGGCGGACAUGAGGAGUCAGGAGAGCGGUCAGCAGCAACAGCAACAGCAACAGCAGCAGCAACAGCAACAGCAACAGCAACAGCAAUCGCAACAGGGACAGGCUCAUCAACAGAGGAACCUGAAGAGGGCUAUGAGCGACUCUGAUUGCGACGAUGUUUUCUCCGAGGAGAGCGGCAAAGAACCUUGCAACUCGCCGGGAGGCGAUUCCUGUCAGCACGCGUCGCGGAAGCGCAGAAGGGGGAUGAUCGAGAAGAAACGUCGCGACAGAAUAAACGCGUCCCUCGGCGAGCUGCGGAGAUUGGUGCCGGCCGCGGCUAGGGAUCCACACAGCGGCAAAUUGGAGAAGGCGGAGAUCCUCCAGCUCACCGUCGAGCACCUGCGGACACUUCGAAAUAAAGGACCAGAGGGCUACGACAGCACUAAGCUGGCGAUGGACUAUCACGCGGUGGGUUGGGGGGAGUGUGCAGCAGAAGUGGGUCGUUAUUUAGUGACGAUGGAGGGCCUGGACGAACGGGACCCGCUGAGGUUACGACUGCUCUCUCACCUGCAGAGCUUCCAUCGCGAGCAUCCGCCGUCCGCGGUGCCGGCCACAGUGCCACCGGCCACCUCGCUGACGUCCACCACCUCGACGAGCAGCUACGAGCCAGCGAGCACGGUUUCCACGGGAAUGCCACCUGGAACGGGGACCAUGCCUUCCCUUCUGGGUGGAACCACGCUCGGGUGGGGCCAAUAUCCGGGACAGUAUCCUCAGCAGCAACACGGGAAACCGUACAGGCCUUGGGGCGCCGAGCUGGCCUAUUGAGAGACGACAACCGGUCCUUGGCCGACUCUGAACCCGAUUCGGUGAAACUGUGCUUUGGUUACGCGACUGACAAUCGCGGGAAUAACGAAAACGUAGAGGAUAAUGCAAGCGUUAACACGUGCAGAGCUUCUGGAGGAUGAUGCUUCUGAGUAAAAUUGAGAUUUAGCGAUUGGAAUCGUUUGGGGGAGGAUUAUCUCUUGAAGCAAGGUUUCCCAACUCAUAGCAUAGACACAAGGAGCUACGGGGACUCGUGUCCCUCCAAUUUCCAGGAUAGUAUCCUCAGAAGCAACAUGGGAAACCGUACAGGCCUUGGGGCGCCGAGCUGGCCUAUUGAGAAACGACAACCGGUCCUUGGUCGACUCUGAACCCGAUUCGGUGAAACUGUGCUUUGGUUACGCGACUGACAAUCGCGGGAAUAACGAAAACGUGGAGGAUAAUGCAAGCGUUAACACGUGUAGAGCUUCUGAAGGAUGAUGCUUCCUAGUGGAAUCGAGAUUUAGCUAUUAGAAUCGUUUGGAGGAGGAUUAUCUCUUGAAGCAAGGUUUCCCAACUCAUAGCAUAGACACAAGUAGCUAUGGGGGCUCGUGUCCCCCCUCCAUUGGUACAAAAAAUGUAUCUGAAAUUGAUUGGGAACUCUUAGUUUAGAGUAAUAAGUCUAGAGCUUUGAUGAGAAUGGACCUAGAAUUUAGAUUCCACAUCAGAUUUGUUUUACCAAUAGCAUUGUAAUGGAGAGGAGAAAAUGUUUGACAAAUGUAGCGAAGAGCUUUGGAGAAAAUGGCCCUGAUUAAAAUUCAGGCGACUCUAGACAAGUGCUUCUAACGAUGAUGGACCAAAUGAAAUGAAAUAAUAUUUUUUACAAGCCAUUUUUAUAGAAACGACGCACGAACGCGUCUUAGGAGUUCAAUCGAUCAAAGCAUCGAUUGUUUCCUUAUGUGUGAUACCAAUGAUAGUCAUGCAAGUAUGUACCUAAUUAGCGAGCGAGAAAGAUAUUAUUUAUUGUUUACCGGCGACGUUGUACAGUGUACAUAUUGUAAAUAGCACACGUCUAUUUAAUAACUUUUUUCUAUUUGUCGUUCCGUUUGUAACGAACGAAGUCUGAUU
Messenger RNA from Colletes gigas, 3837 nucleotides. RefSeq names its product hairy/enhancer-of-split related with YRPW motif protein-like (gene Hey). The record is from RefSeq and is a predicted model, not a curated record. Gene Ontology annotation, molecular function: protein dimerization activity; RNA polymerase II cis-regulatory region sequence-specific DNA binding; DNA-binding transcription factor activity, RNA polymerase II-specific. Gene Ontology annotation, biological process: regulation of neurogenesis; anterior/posterior pattern specification; regulation of transcription by RNA polymerase II. Gene Ontology annotation, cellular component: nucleus. The transcript is spliced from 3 exons. The coding region runs from base 1510 to 2736 and encodes 408 amino acids. Lineage: Eukaryota; Metazoa; Arthropoda; Insecta; Hymenoptera; Colletidae.